Messenger RNA from Lymnaea stagnalis (great pond snail), 5310 nucleotides. NCBI's taxonomy places the organism in Eukaryota, Metazoa, Mollusca, Gastropoda, Lymnaeidae. The record is from the annotation of a GenBank genome assembly.
UUGUACGUUUGAGGUGGCGUCUAAAAGUUCAAAAUAACAUCUUUUAAAGAAUUUAGUUUUCUAUAGGAAAUCCUGGGAGCACGUCGUGUUUAUUUCUAUCAAAUAUUAGGGUAAGUAAUAUCGCUUUAACACAUUUAUUUCCUGCCUGUGGUAAAUUAAGGCAUGUACGUCAUACUUACUUACUGAAGCAUGCAUUUUACGCCGUCUAUGGGGCAUAGGCCGUCCACAAGACAUGUCCAUUCAUCUGGGUCCUCUGCCAUGGCCGGUUCCCAAGCCCGGUUGCAAAAGGAGGAGGAUUGGCGAGAGGUCAGCUACCUCCAACAGAAAAAAAGUAAAACAAUUGCUAUGGAAACGCCAAUAGGAAGAUGUACGUCAUAGACGUAUACAAUUCGACAGAAACCGUAGGGACUACACACUACGAGUUCGUUUUUUCCUGCUCACUUGGAACCGAAACAUCUGCAUUUACUUUGAGGACGAUCAAGUCAUUGAGAAUUGGGGUGGGGGGCAAAGGAGCGUCCCCCCUGGAGCCAACCUCGAGGGGUUGCCUAAAUCUUAAAUUAUCCAGUGCAAAGAUACGAUUUUUUUAUCGAAGUGGCUAUUCGUACCCGGGUACCAGAAGUGAGAGGUUGGGAUUAAAAAAUAUUUAACAUUUUAUUGUUCGGUUUGUAAGACAAAAAUGGGGUAUCAAAUGAAAGAUAAUUGAAAGGACUAUAUGUUUGUAAACUUAAUUCUUCAAUUCAACUAAAAUAAACUACCACAAAUGACAUCCAAAUGAGAUUUAGUCUAAAGGAACCCGGGUACGCAUAGAAGCUGUUCGGACCUUGUUAAGUAGUUUCUUACUUGAGGCGCCACAGUAAAUAGCCAUUUAAAUAAAACCUUGAAAUUCGGGGGGGGGGGGCGCCAAAUGCCUCCCGACCUACCCAAAUUAUGUCUCUGAUGCCCAGUGUUACGAUAGAGCAACACUUGGCUACUCCAUGGGAAGAUGAUAACAGCUAGAAACUCUACUAUAAAUGACAGCUUUUCUGACAAUAAUCAUAUUUAUACCACAAACAAUGAUAUUUAUUCUUUAACAACCUUUCAAUGUGUUCUGCAUUAUAAAAUUUAAAUGUAAGAACUUUUUAACGUGUUGAUCAACUAGCUAAAGAUGAAAUAAAAUGAUGUACCUACAAUAUUGUGUCAAUAAAAAAGAUCAUCACACAGUAAAAUGUAUUGAUAAAUUCAUUUAUAUUAUAAUUCAUUUUUUUUUUUGUGAGGGGAAUGUUAGAAAAUGCUGACAUAAUUAAAUAGGGGGAGGGGUCGGUCAUUGAACGUUUGACAGUUGUUGAUACGGGGGGGGGGGGGGGGGGGGGAAAAAUUGCGUAUAAUUUGUUGACGUAAUUAAUGGACGACCCCUCUGUUUUUAAGUGCAUAAUGCCGGAAAAACUAACGUGUGCGCUAAAAUGCAUCUCUGCAUUUUGAUUUAAUCACAUGCUACUUGGAAGGUUACAUAGUGUGAGAAAUGUUAAGGUCAUGAUUUUAAGUUACUAUGCAAUUAUCUACUAAUGACAACAAUUCAGUUCACUUCAUAAAAACCUAUAAUUUGUAAUAUUCUCAGCAGCUCUCAAACUGACACAAUGGUGUGGGAAAUUAUCUCUUGGACCUUAGAGCUCACCUUCAACAUUGUAUGCUCCUUGACUCGGGCACUGGUGUGGACAUUCCAGCAAACCUUUUACAUGGUAUUAACUUGGGUUCUUCCUAAAUCAGGCUUGAUCAUUGUGCAAUCCAUUUCCUUUGUGUCUUCGUGGAUGCUGCCUGCAAUGGGCUGGAUAUUACAGCAAAUUUUUCACCUUGUAUGGAAUUACCCACAGGCUGUGAUAGUAUCUAUUCUCGGGGCCUUGCUGACGACUGUUGCGUUUUCCGUCAUGGGCUUAACCAGCGGUAAUGUACUGGUUUUAUUUGACUUAUGUUUUGAAUGUCACGUAAAACUCAGAACGAAUUGAACAUUUAAAUUUUUUACAGCCUUCUCUUUCUGGUUCAAGUGCGUAUUCAAUCAAAAUAACAAACAUGAGAUGUAAUGAUUUGGGGGAAAAGUAGUGGUGGGGGAGGGGGUGGCCUCACAAAAUGUAAGCUAAAGAUAAUAAAAAAAUAAAUUUAAAAAAACCAAGACGGCUUGGAGGUGUUGGCAUGCAAAACGGGCAUUUUAAAAUAUUCUUUAUUGCGAUUAAAACUAUUUUUUUUUUGUAAAAUAGGAGCUAGAGAGAUAUAUAUUUUAAACUGGAAACAUUCCAUCAUACUUUUGCCUAGAUAGGUUUAGUGUCAACAUGGGUGGUACAAGACUUCUUUUCCACGAAGAAAAACUGUGCAGUUGGGCCGAAGAGGCCUCCUUUUCAUAUAAAGAAAAAUGUUCUGAACGGGCGGAGCGCCCCUUUCCCAACCCUUCCUACACCACUGAUUCCAUGGCACGCAAAUAAUUGGUUAUAUAUUGUGUUACUUACCGUGUAUAUUUGUUUGUUUUAAAUUUAUUUCUUAUGAAAUAUAAUCAGAGGUGUUUUGAAAAUAUUUUGCCUUUUAAAGAAAAUAUUUUAAUUUAAUUAACUGAUUUAUGUCCAAACUGAAAAUUGCAUUGUAUGUCCAGCAUCAUCUGCUAGGGUGAGCCGACAUUGUUUGUGUGUUGUUGUGUGUGUGUAAGGGGGGGGGGGUCUGAAGAUCGGGUUUAAGAUCACCUUUCUCAGUAUCAGUUUAGGCUACAGACUAAAGAAGCUGUGUUUGUAGAGGUUGGGUCUCCACUAUAACACAAGUAGUGGAAACACACUGUAACACAAAGAGUGGAACCGCACUGUAGCACAAGGAGUGGAACCACACUGUAGCACAAGGAGUGGAACCACUCUGUAACACAAGGAGUGGAACCACACUGUAACACAAGGAGAGGAACCACACUGUAACACAAGGAGUGGAACCACACUGUAACACAAGGAGAGGAACCACACUGUAACACAGAAGAGGAACCACUGACAUUGUGUUCCUCACCUUGGUGUGACAUUGUGUUCCUCUCCUUGCACACUGUAACACAAGGAGUGGAACCACACUAUAACACAAGGAGUGGAACCACACUGUAACACAAGGAGAGGAACCACAAGGUAACACAAGGAGUGGAACCACACUGUAACACAAGGAGUGGAACCACACUGUAACACAAGGAGAGGAACCACACUGUAACACAAGGAGUGGAACCACACUGUAACACAAGGAGAGGAACCACACUGUAACACAAGAAGAGGAAUCACUCUGUAACACAAGGAGUGGAACCACACUGUAACACAAGGAGUGGAACCACACUGUAACACAAGGAGAGGAACCACACUGUAACACAAGGAGUGGAACCACACUAUAACACAAGGAGUGGAACCACACUGUAACACAAGGAGAGGAACCACACUGUAACACAAGGAGGGGAACCACACUAUAACACAAGGAGUGGAACCACACUGUAACACAAGGAGUGGAACCACAAAGUAACACAAGGAGUGGAAACAUACUGUAAUACAAGGGGUGGAACCGUACUGUAACACAAGGAGAGGAACCGCACUGUUACGCAAUAUUUUUUUUUUUAUCUGUGAGUGAAUAUACGAGAAUCGAAAACCAUUCCCCGACCGUGUUACAUCCGAAUAUGAGUUCAAGCUAAGAGAAAGAAAUAUUUAGGACAAGUUGAAGUUUGAAUAACUAAACACGAUAAUGUAACGAAUUUUGCAACUGUGAACCUUUCUCUGAUACAAGAGGAUGUUACAGAAAUUGAACCAAGCUCAACACUGCAGGAUUUCUUUUAUAAGUGUAACUAAGUUGAAAAAGUAUAUAAUCAUUAAAAUUUCACAUUAGCUUUCACAUUUAUGCUGUACCACAAAUAAUACCUUUCUAACUCAGUUCUCAACCCAUGGGCUGUGUCUCCCCUCGGGGUUGCGAAAUGUUUUGUGGUUGACUCUCCGGCUAUAUAUGUAACUCAAUCGAAGAAUGGUUUCAAAGGAAUUUACAAUUUGAACACUUGUCUUAAAGUUUAAAUACUAUCUUAACACUUUCAUUUGACUCUACACAUCUCUCUGUGAGAAAGGAUUUUCAACGCUUCUACAUUUAGAAAAAAAACAAAAAAGAAAAAAAAAACAAGAAUGGUGGGUUACAAUGUCAAUCAAUGUAAUAAAUGUGCCGCAAAGUUAAAUUAUUAAGUCAAAUUUAUGUUCUGUUUACCGUCUUAUCUUUUGAUGUAUCGGGGUCGCGGGUAACUUGCAUUUUUUUAUAAAUGUGAUCGACAGUACUCUAUAGCAGGAAUAUUCACAUUUUUCUUAUUAACAUUUAAAAGUAAGACUUCUUAUUUAAUCUAGCGCGCGAACAAAUUUUAACGUAACCAUUUUAUGGUCUUCCGCGUGCCGAUGAAAAUUGCUAUGCGUGCCAAGUCUUGCACGCGUGUCACAGGUUGAAUGUAGUUGUUGCUAAGAGAGUGUUUGGCGAGGGGCCAGUGUUUUUGAGGUGCGUCGUGUUUACUAGGAAAACGUACAUGUAAAUAAAAUAUUAUUUCCAAUGAAUGGAAAAUUAUAAAUCAAUUAUACAUUUAUUAUAGAAAUAUAUGCUCGUUUUUUUUCCAGCUGGCAUGCUUGAGAAAUCCUUCGGAGCCUGGAUCAUGUCAGUCGUUAGCUAUUAUGGAUAGGGGCUGCCAUUGCUGUCCUUCAAGUUAGCAGGAGCCCUAGGCACGACCAGUGGCUGGAUGGUAGUGGCAGGAGGGAUGGUUGUUUGUGCUUUCUCUUACGUUUUCAGCCUGAUUUUUUCAUGAUUAAUGGCAGUUGAUUAUCCAAAAUUUGCAAACAUGAUAUGGCCACGUCAUAAAUGAAUUCGCUUGAAAACAUUUAGGUGGACUUAACAUUUUCAUUUGCUAGUGAAUGUUAGAAAUAUAAUUAAUUUCCUAUCACUACAUUAAAUCAUGAAAGAUUAAAAGGUGCGCAGUGAACUUGCAAAAAUAAAUUAAGAAUACAAAACAUUUAAGGUUAUGGCGAAUGCCCCAAAAACAAACUAUGUAUAAUUGGUAAAAACAAACAAACAAAUAAACAAAGCAUUCUAGUUACGCCACUGGGUUUGUUCAGCGCGCUUCUUGAAAUGUGUGUCGUAUUUGGUGAGAUCACUACAAAAAAAAAAUCAUUUAAUUGCACUAUUCAUUUUGUUUCAUAACUUAUCAAACUUGAAAUUUUGUAUUUAACUUCGUUUUGGGAGCAAUUUUCAUAUGUGAUAUCAAUUCAUGUUUCAUUUUAUAUCUGAUUUUAUUGACGACAUUUGAAAUUCUUGUCAACGACA